This is a messenger RNA of Oreochromis aureus, 5392 nucleotides long. Its product is annotated as voltage-dependent calcium channel gamma-7 subunit-like. The record is from RefSeq and is a predicted model, not a curated record. Gene Ontology annotation, cellular component: postsynaptic density membrane; AMPA glutamate receptor complex. Lineage: Eukaryota; Metazoa; Chordata; Actinopteri; Cichliformes; Cichlidae. Gene Ontology annotation, molecular function: voltage-gated calcium channel activity; channel regulator activity. Gene Ontology annotation, biological process: neurotransmitter receptor internalization; positive regulation of synaptic transmission, glutamatergic; regulation of AMPA receptor activity. The transcript is spliced from 6 exons. Bases 72 to 1163 code for a protein of 363 amino acids.
GUUUGGUACCCAGGCUUCCCAGUGCGCACAGAUCUCGGCUGCACCGUCCGACCAGCUCUCAUCUCUGCAGGAUGAGUUCAUUCAGUACGAGGGCGCUGACGCUUCUCUCAUCGGUUUUUGGGGCCUGCGGUCUCCUGUUGGUGGGCGUCGCUGUGUCGACAGACUACUGGCUGCUGAUGGAGGAGGGAAUCGUCCUGCAGCAGAACCAGACCACUGAGGUCAAGAUGGCGCUGCACUCUGGCCUCUGGAGGGUCUGCUUUGUGGCCGGGCCCGAGAAGGGCAGAUGUGUGGCAUCGGAAUAUUUCACAGAGCCAGAGAUAGAGAUCACGACAGAAAACACAGCCAACAUACUCAAAAUGGUCCGGACCGCCACUCCCUUCCCCAUGGUCUCCCUGCUCUUUGUCUUCACCGCCUUUGUAAUCAGCAACAUCGGGCACAUUCGGCCGCAGCGCACCAUCCUCGCCUUCGUUUCUGGUAUAUUCUUCAUUCUGUCAGGUCUUAGUCUGGUGGUGGGUCUGGUUUUGUACAUCUCCAGUAUUAACGAUGAGGUGAUGAACCGACCUCGAGAGCCCGAGCAGUUCUUCCACUAUCACUACGGCUGGUCCUUUGCCUUCGCCGCCUCCUCCUUCCUCCUCAAAGAGGGUGCAGGAGUGAUGUCUGUCUACCUCUUCAUGAAGCGUUACGCUGAGGAGGAGCUUUACCGGCCCCACCCUGCACUGUACCGCCCCCGCAUGUCCGACUGCAGCGACUACAGCGGCCAGUACCUCCACCCGGACUCCUGGGCUCCACCACAGCGGGGCCGCAGUGCCUCCGAUGUCUCCUCUGACAUCUCCAUCCAGCUCAACCAAACUCCACCCCAGCAGCCACUUCCCAAGGGGGGCAGCAGCUCCCAGGCAACACCCUCUUCCUCUGGACCGUCAUCAGCUGCCAGCUACCAGCUCCAACCAGCUUCUUCCUCCUCCACCUCCUCCUCAUAUCCACAUCCUCUUCACCCAGGUGCCACCUCCACCCUUUCCAGGGGUUCACAUAUCCACUCCCACCCUCAGCCACACCCUCAUCCGAGUGGGCCUGCACCCCAGUCCCUGCCUAUGGCGGCGCCACCCUCUGCCGUGCCUCCUCCACGGUACCACGCACACAUGCGAAUGAGCGCCUCGCCAUGCUAGGCUUACAUAUGGAGGGUGCAGGAGGGAAAAACACAUCUGGGAUUGGGGACGAGGGUGGGGGGUUAGAUUAGUUCUGUUACAGCGCUUAUACACCACACGACAAAAACACACAUGAACACAGAUCCCAUACCCGCCAAGUGUGUGGGAGGAAGAGUUGUAGCAAAGAAGUAGAAGAAGGGAGGUUUAAGGAGAUCAAGAAAGAGGAGAGAAAAGAGGGGAGGAGGGGAAGAGAAGCAGGUGGGCGGAGGGAUGACUCACUGCUGAUGCUGAGCCCGAGAUGAAGACAGACACUCAACAAAACUUUUAACACGCUGGGAGGGAACAUGGGAGGGAGGGAGUGAGAGAUACGAUGAUUAGUAGCAACAAGACGUUUGUGGGGUUUCUGACGGGUACUUUCAUCAUCACGGCCAUGAUACACAGGCAACAGUGUCAAACAGCACAGGAAACAGGAAGCUGAAUCAUUUCCAAAAUGCUGUCCAUUCACAAAAACAACAUAAAUGUUGAAUUAUGAAUCAUAUGAAAACAUUGCCUAAGUUUCUUGUAAUGAAUGUUUUCAUAUUUUUGUGAAUGUGGUUGGGAAGGUCGAUGCAGUAUCUCGAUUACUUUAGAAAUAAAUCUUGGUUUUAUGGAAGUAACCCCUUAGUAAUGAUUAUUAAAAAAUCUGUAUAUUAUUAUAAUUAUUUUUUACAUUUUGGUAUUUGUCCAUAAGGGAAGCUACGUGCAGUAGUCAUUUGAGGGUGUUACAUCUAACACAGCUCACAGUUUUCAGAGAAUAAAUCUAAAUUUGACUCCGGUCAUCUCAGUUAAAGGGGGACUUUGACCAUUGAAUGUUUGUUUGCACAUUUUCACAUUGUGUAAACUAUGUUUAUUUUGUAUCUUUAAAAUCUGGUUCACGACUAGGAUGAACCAUUUUUAAGGCUAUUUAAUCUGACUUAAAACAAAAUUAUCUUGAUUUUAUUUAGUAAUUUAUUUCAUUUUACAACAAAAAAGCCUAAAUGAGUUUUAAUUAAAUUUCAGAAAACAUUUAUCUUGAUGGAAGAAAAGUUUAGACAAAAAGAAAGUAAAUAAAAGUACUUUCAUUUCCCACAGAUUCCCAUAUUAAUCCAAAAGGCCAGUGGAAAAGUCCCUGGUGAAAUUUCUAACCUCCAGUUUGCGCUAUAAAACAAAACGAAAAGACAUCCCUGCAUUACCAUCAUUUUACAGUGCAGAUGUAAAGAAAUAAAUAAAAUGUUUGACAGAAGUGUGCUGUAAAAAGGCCAGCAGACAAGCUGUAAUAAGGCCUAGCUACUUUCACAUAUUAAAAAAAAAUUUAUUAGUGUUUAUUGAAAAAAACAUUAUUUAAUGUUUCGUCUGUUUUCACAUGGAGCAUCCAGGUGUAUUUAAAUUUAACACCACCACAUCCUUCAGUUCUUCCCAACCCUGUUCAUGAAACUCCAUCUUUAUGAUACAGAGUGCCCAGUGUAUUAAUAAUCAGUAUCACUUAUCACUUUUGCCCUUGUACCAUGACCUACAGAUACAACCAGAGGUAAACUGUGUAUUAAUAGAGAUUUAUACUUCUAAUGUACAGAUCUUCUUCUCCCUCUUCUGCGAUCUUGCUGAAAUAAAUGUUCUCCUAUAACGUUUAAGAUGUUUUAGCUAUCAAAUUUUCUAAGUUGUUUGUAUUAGAAGUUGGAAGCUUUGAGAAUGAAUGUUUAACAUUUUGAGGAAUGAAGCUGAAGAUGUAACUGAGACUUUUUAACUGAGCACAGUCAAAGAGCGUCUGCGGGAGCUUCACAGGUUGAAGGUUUCCAUGACCUGAGCGAAUGGGGACUGUCUCUUUCAGCGGUGAUCACCCAUGGUACAAUCAAACUGGAUGCCUUGGAGUUUUAACGUUGACGCCAUGAACUUAGAAUUUAAUGUCUUAGAUGUAUACUUAAUACUACAUGCAGAUAUGAGAAAAUGUAAAACCAGGUGGAGAUUGAACUUCAUUUGAAUCUAUUCAAUUCACAAAAAGAACUCCAAUAGGACUGAACUUACCUUGCCUUUUUUACUUGGUUGGUUUAUAUGGAGUUAUUAAUAAGUGAUUAUCUACCAGUUUUCUAAAGUAAAUGUCCAAGGAAGAUGUCUCUUUCCAUUUGUAGUGAUUUAUAUUUGGCGCUUUGUUUCUGCUCUGCCUGACGUAGCAACAGCAGCAGCAAACUCUCAGAGCUUCCAUCAGUGACAACAGAUGUGUCAUUAAGGCCUCAGUCACACAGGCCAGUGACGCCCUGGCAACCUCUGGUUACUACGGAAAAUAUUUAAAUUCCCUAAAAAAGUUGGUAAGUGCUGAAUGUAUCUGGUUGUCACUAGGUGAAAUUGAUUGCAAAGGAGGUGCUCCACCAACAACCUCGUUGUGAUUGCUUUGGUCGCUUGCAGAUUGCCACAGUUGCCUGUAGUUUGCAUGGCAGAUACUAACUUGUCUGCAAACACUUGCCAACUGCUCUCUGAGCUGUAGUGGAAUACAUGGAAUUUGAAAGGCAAUACAAACCAGAAAUGGAACAUGUCUGCCUUCAGGUAAAAGUUGUACCUUACCGCUGCAACUAACACUUUGAUUUUGAAGGCCGUUGGUCUCUUGUUUCUGGUUUAUGUUGCACUCUUCACAGUUUUACUACCACUUAGUAGUACCACCACCAUGUAGUUGGCACAUAUUUCAUGCAAACUACAGAUGACUGCAGCUUCCUGCUAGCAACCACAAGGAGGUUUUCAAUGCAACACUGUAACACUGUGUGACAUAUUUGCUUAAUCUCCAGCAACCACUCAUAACUGAUUGCAGAAUAUAAAUUUUUCUGGUAAGAGAAUGCACAUAUUUCCCUUGUAAGCAGUGGUUACUAGAUGGUCAGUCUUUAGGCCUGUGUGAUUGGGGCUUUAGUCAGAUACUGCAUGAAAAGGAGGAGGCUGGGUUUAGGUGGACUGCGAAAACGUUUUGAAUCCUGAUAGCUUAAAUUGUGUGACCUAUGUGAGAUUUGACAAUGAAAUGAUCUAACAGUGUUUAACUUUGGUGCACUCUGGUGAUGGUGUUCUUACCUGAACUGACAGGUUUAUAAUGGAAUCUCAAUCUUCCUGGUUUUUAUAAUGAAGUUGUGUGUUUAUAUAAAGAACAGAUGGAGGUCGAGGCUUUGAUGAACAUAAACUUGGAUGGAGAGCAAACUAAAAAUGGGUAUCAUUCCAGGUUUUCAUGCUUUAAUAUGUAUUUAGCUUAGCACUUUAAAGUUUAAAAAAACUUUUAAUCUGCACAUUUUAAAUCCUCAUAAUAUGAAUCUUUUUUAAACAGCAAGAUAGAAAAUUUAAGGUCACCUAUGUUUACAGUUUGUUGCAUAGCAGGAAAAUGUUAGUCCUUCCAAUAUUACAGAGAGCAGGUUUGGGAUUAUUUGGAAUUAUUUGGGAUUGUUUGGGGUUAUUUCGAGGUAUACUGAAAAAAACUAACUGAAUAAAGUGAGUACCUAUAAAUAUGUUACUAUGAAACACAUUUUCCAGUUUGCCUCCUAUCCAGGUUCUGCUGUUGCACAGUGACCAGAAAGAUUGCUUGUUUUUGUAGCAUAAUAACAAUCAUGCCUAGCAUAGGGCAUUGUUUGUAGCCAUUUUUAGACCUACUGGGGAGAAAUGUUACGCUUACAGCCUGUGAUACUGUUAACAAAAAACAUUGUAGCAAAUUAAUUGCAGUGUUAAUAGCAUAUUUUAUGAAUAUUUGCUAUGUGAAAAUGAAAUAGAAAAUUCUUUAGCAGCUGAUUAUGAGAGCUUCUGCUUUAUGUUUUGAGAUAUUUAUUUUAAAUGCCAAAGCUGAGCAUCCUUGCUGUGUAGCGAGCACACACACACACACACAGUAACACAAACAGACACACACAGAGAUAUAUUUAUGUAGCUGACCUCUGAGGGUUUUUUUCUUGAUACAAAUAAAUCAGAACAGUGUUUUUGAGGACAUCACAUUAGAGAUGUAGAGCUCUGAUUCCGUGAACCACUUUUGAAAAGUUUACUUCCUUUAUUCAGCGCAGACGUUUCCUCAGACUGUGAUUUGGGUGUAUAUAUCUUCUCACUGUAUAUUCUUUAUGCCAGUUACCCUGGAUAUGUUUACAUUAUCAAUGAUAGGGGAAAAGUUUACAUUAAUGAUUCAUGAUCAGACAAAAAUUGGCCAUGUUAUUACUAAAACAUGUUGGUUCCAAUAGACUUUUGUUUUCAAUAUUCCUGAAAAUGUACUAUUUGCAGGAUUUUAAUCU